Molecule: messenger RNA, 1213 nt
Organism: Nelumbo nucifera (sacred lotus)
Lineage: Eukaryota; Viridiplantae; Streptophyta; Magnoliopsida; Proteales; Nelumbonaceae
Product: Mitochondrial import inner membrane translocase subunit Tim17/Tim22/Tim23 family protein
Biological process (GO): protein insertion into mitochondrial inner membrane; protein targeting to chloroplast
Cellular component (GO): TIM22 mitochondrial import inner membrane insertion complex; chloroplast inner membrane
Molecular function (GO): transmembrane protein transporter activity; protein binding
Source: RefSeq, a predicted model, not a curated record
UGUUAUCCGCGUCUCUCGCUCUUAUUUAACCCGAAGAAGAAGCAGCAGCAGCAGCUGAGGAGCAACGGCGAUAGUUUCUUCUCGGAUUACUGAUAGUAAUUAUAAGACCACAGCUGAAGCAGAAGAAAAAGAAGAAGAAGAAGCAGCAUGGAUGGGAGACAGGGAGUGGUGGAGGUGUCUAAGGGAAUGCCUCCUCAGAACCCGAUAGUCCAACUGCAGGCCCGAUUCAGGGACUUGGAGGUUGGGUUCCGCUCUUGGCUUUCUAAACAGUCUUUGCCGGUGGAGGCCGCCGUUGUCACCGCUACCAGCGCAGUUCAAGGGGCUGCUAUUGGUGCCUUCAUGGGUACCCUCACCAACGAUAUCUCUUCUUCGUUUCCCACUCCUCCUCAAGCUCCUCUCAACCCUCAAGCCAUGGCUUCCCUCAAGCAAGCCCAGGCUCUUUCUGGAGGCCCCUUGGUGCAAGCCCGUAACUUUGCAGUCAUGACCGGUGUCAAUGCCGGCAUAUCUUGCGUCAUGAAAAGACUUAGAGGGAAAGAGGAUGUUCAGACUAGCAUGGUGGCUGCUUUUGGUUCUGGAGCCAUGUUUUCACUGGUCAGCGGCAUGGGGGGCCCAAAUCAGGCAGCAAAUGCAAUCACAUCGGGGGUUUUCUUUGCACUUGUUCAAGGUGGUCUUUUCAAGCUAGGGCAGAAGUUCUCCCAGCCACCAGCUGAAGAUGCAUUCUAUAACAAGACAAGAUCCAUGCUCAUAACUCUUGGCCUUCAGAGUUAUGAGAAGAAUUUCAAGAAAGGAUUGUUGACAGACAGCACAUUACCUUUGCUUACAGAUAGUGCUCUCAGAGAUGUGAAAAUCCCUCCUGGUCCAAGGCUUCUCAUUCUCGAUCACAUCCACAGGGAUCCUGAGCUGAAAGAGAGGCGAUGAGACUGUAGUUUGCUUCUUGCAUUACAUGAGUUAGUUCCUAUUAAACAACUUAUAUGUUUCGUAGAGAGAUCCUGUGAGCUUUUAUUUAGUUCAUUCUGCAAAUUGAUGGCCACUGUGAUGGCCACAGUUUGAUUCAUUUUUAAGCCUGUUAUAGCUUCAAAGUUUAUUUAUCAAAGGAUAUUGUUAUUUUUUUUUGAUAGAUAUUACAGGGUAUUGUUAUUUACAAUUACCAUAAACGAUUCUGGUUGUCUACUGGAGUUCUAGUUUUGUUGCAGUUGUAACUUGUCAUUUCACA